ACGCGACAGACGACAAAGAUAGGGAAGGAAGUGAUGUGCCAAACUCGCGUUCGCCACCAGGGCUUGAGUCUCCUCGAAAUGCUGCCUCCCGGCCAUUGGCUAAGUCCAAGUCGCAAGGAAAGAUGGUCACCGGUAUGGUCGAGGGAACAAAAAGUAGGUUUCAAUCCUUCGCGGUUCAUACCAGCAUUGACUGUGUCCAUUCAGAUGUCCCACGUAAACGGAUCGCGGCGCAUAUCGAUCUUUCACCCAUCAAGGCCUCACCCCCAGCGUCACCAGCGCAAGCACGCAAGAACAUUGCAUCACACAACGGCGCCAGCAACAAGCCAUCGCAAAGAGUACCCUUUGGUACCGUUCACACUCGAAAUGCGGAAAACCUACCUACUGCCCCGCAUCGACGUCUUGGAGGUAAACCUUCCAUUCAAGAUUUGACCAAACGGCACAGCAAGGUUGGCAUGCUUGAUGAGUUAGUCAAUGGACCUCCGGGAACUCGGAAAGUUCAAGGCAAGGGAUGGAAGGGCAAGGAAAAUCAUGUGAGCCAGCGAGUUCGAGAUUGGGAAAGAGAAAGAGAGCGCCUAAGGGAAAUUAGUCGUUUGGAAGAGAUUGAGCGUGGACGAGACGCAGAGCCAUCCAAUUCAAGCGAUACGGAACCUGAGGUGGUAGACAUCACCCCAGAGCUCGAGCAAAUUGGGACCUCGGAAAAUGCGCAAACUGACCUCCGAUCGCAGGACAAGGACACCGAAAGUAAAAUUCCACCAACUGCAAUUGCUGGUACUUGGUUGCCUUCUUUAGAUCUGGGAAUGAAAUCCAGUGCCAGCAGGACUGUGCCCAUCAUUUCGGAACCGUCGACACCUGCCCCCGCUGUCGAUACAAGCAUUAUACCAGGUAAAUCGCUCCUGCUGUUUUAAUUUUUGUUACUCAAUCGGUAUGCAUCAAUAAUAGUUGUAUCGCCUGCUGCCGAUUCUUCUCAUCAGUCCUCCCAUUUGCUAGCGGCACCUCUAAAACGACCAAACAGUAGUUCAGGACGCGCUACUUUUAGGCAUGCUAUCAAACGAUCCAUUGGUAGGGUUAUACUUGAUUGUCUGCAUGGAAAUACUUAGUCCCUUUGCAGAUAAGACAUUCCAAAUGUACAAAACAUCAAGCCUGGGAGGCAGGAGUUAUCAUUCUAGGAAUUUAUCUGUUGAUCAGCACACCGACGCCGGAUCGCGGGAUACCCACAGUGAAAGAGAAUCAUGGGAAGAAGAAGAGUGUGUAAGAGCUGGUAAGUGUGUUCUAUAAACAAA
This is a messenger RNA of Lentinula edodes (shiitake mushroom), 1280 nucleotides long. RefSeq lists its product as uncharacterized. NCBI's taxonomy places the organism in Eukaryota, Fungi, Basidiomycota, Agaricomycetes, Agaricales, Omphalotaceae. Bases 123 to 905 code for a protein of 260 amino acids. The record is from RefSeq and is a predicted model, not a curated record. The transcript has a single exon.